Messenger RNA from Hypanus sabinus (Atlantic stingray), 606 nucleotides. Its product is annotated as apolipoprotein D-like. The transcript is spliced from 5 exons. The coding region runs from base 1 to 606 and encodes 201 amino acids. Gene Ontology annotation, biological process: tissue regeneration; lipid transport; brain development. The record is from RefSeq and is a predicted model, not a curated record. Lineage: Eukaryota; Metazoa; Chordata; Chondrichthyes; Myliobatiformes; Dasyatidae. Gene Ontology annotation, molecular function: lipid binding.
AUGCAGGGGCCGCUGCUAAUGCUGGUGUUUUCGAUCAUCUGCCUGCCUGGAGCAAACAGCAAAAAUGGCCGUGGUCAAUGUCCCGAAGUAAAAUUACAGGAAAAUUUCUCCCUAACGAAGUAUAUGGGGAUAUGGUAUGAUAUUGAACAUCUUCCCACACAUACUGCUUCUGGUGAUUGCAUUUCAGAGGAAUACAUCCUGGUCAACGAUGGUUGGGUGGACCUCAGAGUUGAGGAGAAGCUGAAGAAUGGCAGCCUCAGAGUUCAUAAAGGAAAUGUUAUUCCAACACAGCUGAAUGUAACAGCCAACCUUCAAUACCAAUUGAAACUUCCAUUCAAACAAGUGCCAGAUAUUGCAGAGCUUUCUUUUGUCCCGUACAUGGUAUUAGCCACCGACUAUGAAACUUAUUCAUUGGUAUACAGCUGCUUUCAACAGAUCCCCACUGCAUGGCACCAUGUACAAUAUGUUUGGAUUUUGUCAAGAGAACGGCACCUAGCAGAAAAUAUCACAGACAAUCUGCAUGAGAUCUUGAAACCAUAUAACAUUAAGACUGAAGAAAUGGUUAAAACUGUUCAAGAAGGUUGCCCUAAACAUGUAAACCAAUAA